Molecule: messenger RNA, 3145 nt
Organism: Zalophus californianus (California sea lion)
Lineage: Eukaryota; Metazoa; Chordata; Mammalia; Carnivora; Otariidae
Gene: RHCE
Product: Rh blood group CcEe antigens
Exons: 10
Coding region: 26-1312 (428 amino acids)
Biological process (GO): ammonium homeostasis; ammonium transmembrane transport
Cellular component (GO): plasma membrane
Molecular function (GO): ammonium channel activity
Source: RefSeq, a predicted model, not a curated record
GCAGAGGGGUGAUGCCUGGAGCUGGAUGCCGCACGGACACAGACAAGGACACAGGAUGGGCUCCAAGUACCCACCAUCUAUGCGGGGCUGCCUGCCCCUGUGGACCCUAGUGCUGGAGGUGGCUCUCAUUGUCAUCUUCUUCUUUUUCACCUCCUCUGACACUUCCUCACAGGAUCCGAAGAAGCUCAUGGUGAACUUUCGAGUCCUCCAGGAUGUGACCAUCAUGGUGGCCCUUGGCUUUGGCUUCCUCAACUCGUCUUUGCGGAGAUAUGGCUGGAGCAGUGUGGCCUUCAACCUCUUUUUGCUGGCCCUGGGGGUUCAGUGGGCAGUCUUGAUGGAUGGCUUCCUGGAACGGCCCUUCCAUAAGAAGGUGGUCAUCAAACUGUCCAGUAUUAAGUUGGCCACCAUGAGUGCUAUGUCUGUGGUCAUCUCAGCGGGCGCCGUGCUGGGGAAGGCCAACCUGUUGCAGCUGACGUUGAUGGCACUGGUGGAGGUGACGGUCUUUGUCACCAUGAGGAUGAUUGACAGGCAGUACCUCAGUAUGGACAACCACGUAAGCAUGAUGCACAUCCAUGUGUUUGCAACCUAUUUUGGGCUGAUGGUGGCCUGGUUCCUCUCGGGGUGUCUGAAUAAGAGAGUGACAGAGGAGAAGAAUCAGACAGCAAAGAGCUCCAGUUUGUUUACCAUGCUGGGAACCCUCUUCUUGUGGAUAUUCUGGCCGAGUUUCAACUCUGCUCUGCUGGAUAUUCCAAAGGAAAGGAAGAAUGCCGUGUUCAACACCUACUAUGCUCUCGCAGCCGGCGCGGUGACAGCCAUCUCAGUGUCGGCUUUGGCUCACCCCCAGGGGAAGAUCAACAUGACUCAUAUCCACAAUGCGGUACUGGCUGGAGGUGUGGCUGUGGGCCCUUCGUGUCAUCUGAUCGCUUCUCCUUGGCUCGCCAUGCUGCUGGGCUUUAUGGCUGGACUGAUCUCCAUCUGGGGAGCCCUGUGCCUGCCGGAAUACUUUAACCACGUGCUGGGGAUCCACGACACCUGUGGCGUGCACUACACCUUUGGCUUUCCAGGUCUGCUCGGAGGAAUCGCCUACAUUCUGCUGAUAAUCUAUGAGGUCAGCUGGACCAAGCAGUCCAUGAUCGGCUACCAGUUGUUCAUUGGCAUUGGGACACUCAGCUUGGCCAUGGCUUCAGGUCUGAUAGCUGGUGUUUUGACAGGUUUGGUCUUAAACCUCAAAAUAUGCAAGGGACCUCAUACAGCUAAAUAUUUUGAUGACCAAGUUUUCUGGGAGUUUCCUCAUUUGGCUACUGGAUUUUAAGCAAAAGCAUCCAAGAAAAACAAGGCCUGUCUGAAAAUGAGACAACUUCCUUUCACUGUUGCCCCCCUUUUUUUGUGGAUGACACACUCGUUACAGCAAAGUCUCCUUAUAUACAAUGGAACAAGGUCAGAGAUGAAUUUGGUAUUAAAAAAUAAGAUUAAAAAUUUAUUUGAAUGGUAAUUUCAUAAUAGUUUAAAAUAAAUGUUUGGUUUCAUUAAAAAUAAUGCCAUCAGUAUUUUCUUGGGUGCAGACAUGUAAUUAAGGUAUUGGUUCAAUUUUAUUGACAAUUCCUAGAUUCUUUCUCAUGCUUAACAAAGUGUGCUAUGCUACCCAGUGAACUCUUGUCUACAUCAGCAGAGCAGAGAAUAAAAUAGGGAAAAAUGAAGAAUUCACUUAUAUUUAGUCCUAUAACGUGCACAUUGUGUUUCUAUUUCAGCACUUUCACAAAGUAGUUCUUAUAACCUGGGCACAUUCUGGAUUUAACUAUAGGGAAAAACAUAGUAAAGUGUGGAGAUACAGUGUCUCAAGAUUAAAAAACUGGUUCUAUGACCUUGAGAAAAUCAAUGUUUCCACAGUCUGGGUUCCCUCAUCUGGUAAAAAGAGAAGGUGGACCUUCAACCUCUCAUAUGCCCUCGAAUUCUCUGAAAACCCACCGUGAGUGAUCGGCUGUGGGAUGGCAGCAGCAUGGCCAUUUUUUGAGUGUGUCUGGAUGCCCAGGAGAUAUUCCAUAUGUACACAGUGAAAGACCACAUGGCUGGUGUGGACAAGAGCACCACAAAUUUAAAUCAUCUAGGAGAUAUUCUGUGUUUCAGGCAGGGCUAACUAUAGCAAAUUUUAUGAAAGAAAACAUUUCGAGCUGUAUUUCUAAAGAACAGGUACCCCAUAGUUUGCUAGUUCAUUUACAAGAUUCCCAUUUUGCCAAGGUGGGGGGAAGGGGAGAGCCUGACAAAAGGAACAAACUAUGAGAAUUCUCAGUAGUUAAUGUCUGUCAUUUUAAUUGACCUUGCUGGUCUAUUUUGAGGUUAGUGGUUCAGUACAGAGAUACGAUGAAACUUGGAAUCCAAUUUAUUGUCAAACCAACAACAAAAAAUUUGCCACCCGAGUAAAGCCCAGUGUCAAGUCUCUGUCCUUUUCCCUUCUUUCAGUGGUGGAUGUGGAGUGACUGUCAGCAUCCCCCCAGGACCAUGGGUCAUGGCUGAGUGAUUGCCACUCCCCACCCCCCCAUUAGGGGCACCAACACGGUCACUCACCCCUUGGGAGACCCUCAACAGCUACUUACGCUGAAAUGCUUCCAGAAUUUUUGGCAAAACUGUAUAAACCAAACACAAAGUAUAGUGAGAAAGAAUUCUGACCACUGCAUAGAUUUAAAAACAAGAAAUGUUUAUGUUUCAUUUAACAUUUGACACAGAAUAGGCCACAUUUAAACAGACACAAUAAAUCUUUGGAGCACUUUAAUCUGUAGUUUUAGACCUUGGAUAUGACAAAUGCUCAUAUAAGAUGUAUCCAUAAUUCCUUUUGUAAUUUAUUUUUACAAGUUAUACCAUGAUAAAACUUAAUAAAAAUUACUCAUGUGGCCUAUUUUCAACAUUUUAUAAGUUAAUCCGAUGCACACCACAAUAGAUUUUUGUUGUUGUUUACAUAGGAAGUUCUCAUGAUUUUAGUAUUACACAAACUGAAGCUGAGACUACACUCGAAAAUGAGUUUAGAAAAUGGCAUUACAAAAAACUGGGGAGUGAGUAGUAAAAAACCCAUGCAGGACUGCUGUGCGGAAGCAAACCGGAUGUUUUCACUGCCAUAAGUCUUCAGUGCGGCCAAACUUAAAAACCAGUCCUC